AUGAAAAGCGCUUUUGUGUUUUUGGCUCUGUUCGUUGCAAAAUGUUUUAUACUGGAGUGCAGUUCUCAGAGCAGAUUAACUAAGGUGUUCGGCAUUUCUUGGAAAAACUGUGGUAAGCAAAGUAAUCCUGUGCAGAUGAAGACACUGAAAUUCUCUCCCGAUCCCAUUUCUAUUCCUGGAAAAUUGACUGCAGAGGCAUCGGUCACCACAUCAGCAGCGUUGACCUCUCCUCUUUCUGUGGAUGUGACACUGAAAAGACGAACGAUUGGUUUUUGGAUUACAAUACCGUGUAGAGGUCAAAUAGGAAGUUGUCGUUAUCCUAAUGUCUGUGACUUGCUCGAUCAACUAAUUUCUCCAGGACAAGACUGUCCUGAGCCUUUGCAUACAUAUGGCCUGCCCUGCCACUGUCCAUUUAUAGCUGCUGACUAUGCAUUUCCACCGUUAGAUUUCAACAUUUCUAAGAUUGAAUUUCCCAGCUUCCUGACCAAUGGCAACUACAAUGUGCAGGGUGUUUUAAAAAGUGCUGACGUAGAGAUGGGUUGCUUCGAAAUCAGCUUUUCUUUACAAUCCUAAAUCUAACACAAACCGAGAUAAAGGUUUCUGUUGUGGGAUUUGGGCUGGUGCUUGAAUAGCCAAAUGAAAAGUUGUGUACCAACCUACGGGAAUUUAUUACUGUAUACAGUACAAAUCAGUUUUAAGUGACAGAAUCCACAGUAAUUAUUUGUUAUACUUAUUUUUAAUCAGAAAUCUUCAUCUCAUUACCUUAUUCAAUUGGGUGAUUUUCAUCAAAUCCAGACUUAAAAGGUGUCCAGCAUCAGCCCUUGAAGCCAUUUCGUUUAAGAUUAAGGUCUGAACUUACUAUAACCAUUAUUUUUAGAGGAUUUUAAAAUAUUUCCUAUAGAAUUAUUUACUUUUUUUAGAUUAUCAUUAUAAAAAAAUAUCAUUAGCUUAAUAUGAUAUUACAUUAAAUAUAUGCAUUUACAAACUCAUGUUUCGGUAAUGAGAACUAAA
Molecule: messenger RNA, 1011 nt
Organism: Paramisgurnus dabryanus
Lineage: Eukaryota; Metazoa; Chordata; Actinopteri; Cypriniformes; Cobitidae
Source: RefSeq, a predicted model, not a curated record